AUGGCUGUCAAUUACAGCCGAGAGCCGAGCCGCGCUUAUUACAAAAAGCUCGGCGUUCGCUUCGAACCGUCGGCGACGGAGGCGUUGAAAUCGAAGGAGGGAAGGGGAAACGGAAACCCGGAGGAGUUUCGAGGAGAAACGAGGGCUCCUAGAGAUUCGGGUCAGGUGGAGUUGCGCGGAUCCCCACAACCGGCAUGCGCAUCCCGCGCCCCCCUUGGUCUCUCGGCGUGUGGGAAAAAACUAUUGUAUGGGCGAGAAUGA
Messenger RNA from Bursaphelenchus xylophilus (pine wood nematode), 261 nucleotides. The record is from the annotation of a GenBank genome assembly. Lineage: Eukaryota; Metazoa; Nematoda; Chromadorea; Rhabditida; Aphelenchoididae.